Molecule: messenger RNA, 651 nt
Organism: Fonsecaea multimorphosa CBS 102226
Lineage: Eukaryota; Fungi; Ascomycota; Eurotiomycetes; Chaetothyriales; Herpotrichiellaceae
Exons: 1
Coding region: 1-651 (216 amino acids)
Source: RefSeq, a predicted model, not a curated record
AUGACAGAUCCAACCGCUUCAGCUCUAAAUGAGCUUUCCAGCUUCAUUUCAAAAACGCUCGCAGACGUCAGGGGUAUACAUCUCGAAAUUCCCGUCCCAUUCCAAACAGGGGAAGGUAUUCUACCGGAAUCAAGCCCAGGUCAUUUCGGGAUCGUCCUGGACAGAUUCAUUGCUGCCCUGGUCACUCAGAGCAAGACACGGGAAGCUGAAGGUCUGCGUAGAGCGAAGGAUCAGGUGCUCCUUCCAAAGGACCAGGGUGGAUUGGAACUCGAGCUCUGGAAACCUCUAACUACGGUGGCACGGGAGUCUAUUCUGUUUUGGGUGGAGGCGUGGUUAAAGUCUCUCAGCGCAGCAGAGAAUUCACGGCAGUUGCGUCCUCCAUUGUCAGCAAGACAAUUCGACAUGGCCCGCCGGGGGAUGACGCUGACAGAAAAGAUUUUGGCUCAUCAUGCCUUUGAUCCCAUCCCACUUGAUGGGCUGCGAAAGGGUGAUGUGGUGCGCGUCAGUAUAGAUUGGAUUGUGGCGUCAGAGAGUUCUUAUUUUGUCAGUGCUUUUCCAUUUCCCUUCACUUUCCAGCUGGCAAAAUCAGGAGAAACAAAGACUCUUGCCACCCAUGCCUCCUCAAACGUCAACGAAGAAGCAAAGAGCUAA